Molecule: messenger RNA, 2122 nt
Organism: Oncorhynchus nerka (sockeye salmon)
Lineage: Eukaryota; Metazoa; Chordata; Actinopteri; Salmoniformes; Salmonidae
Product: homeobox protein Hox-A4-like
Exons: 2
Coding region: 522-1277 (251 amino acids)
Biological process (GO): embryonic skeletal system morphogenesis; anterior/posterior pattern specification; positive regulation of transcription by RNA polymerase II
Cellular component (GO): nucleoplasm; nucleus
Molecular function (GO): DNA-binding transcription factor activity, RNA polymerase II-specific; RNA polymerase II cis-regulatory region sequence-specific DNA binding
Source: RefSeq, a predicted model, not a curated record
GACUAGAAAGAAAAGGAUUUUGGAAAGGAGUGGAUUGGAAAGGCGCUCCAAUGUCAUCUUUGACAGAAAAUAAGACACGUACAGUUUGCUUGUUUCCAAAGAGCCCAUCCUUUUCCUGGGCAACAGUAUGAGAUACCCAACAUCAUCAUCAUCAUCAUCAUCAUCCUCCUCCUCCUCAUCUCCUCAAGGCCGUGGUCUACUGUGGGUUACUGCUAAAUAAAGGGGUUACUUACACUAGUUGAGUCAAUGUGGUAAACAACUGGCUUGAUACUUUUUUCUUUAUCUAUUUUGAUUAAAUAAGGAAAUCACCAACGUAGGCUAGUCUGAGACAUUUUCGUUGUGCCAAUGCCAGGCUUUCCAUUGGUUCCUGUUUACAUGAUGCCCACAGGAGACGCGGUGAUUGGUGGCGGUUUACACGUGACCAGACAACUUUGUACAUUUGACAGAGAGUAGGAGGGUUUUGUGGAGAUCAGAAUAACGACAGAGCGAUAAAAAUUAGUAUUGUUGCACUUCACAAAUUAAUGAUCAUGAGUUCAUACUUGAUAAACUCGAACUAUAUCGAACCUUCCUUUCCUCCAUGCGACGAAUAUCAACAGAACGGAUACAUCCCCGCCCCUACUGAGUACUACGAACGGCCAAAAGAUUCGGGCUUUCCCCAUCACGACGAGGCGUCCUAUCCGAGGUCAAACUACACAGAACCGAGCUACGACUACGGUAAUGUCCCUAACAACGGUCUCGACGAUUUCACCGACAGGCAUCACGCACAGGCUCACCCCGUUGCCCAGAACCAUGGCCCUCGCCUCAACCCAGUCCCAGACAGCGGUGCCGUGGCGGACGUGAGCAAAGACUGCAGCCUCGCCACUGAGUCUUAUUCCAGCGCACAGAAGGGAAAGGAAGUGCCGGUGGUCUACCCCUGGAUGAAGAAGGUCCAUGUUGUCAAUGCUACUUACAAUGGAGGAGUGCCCAAGAGGUCUCGCACUGCCUACACCCGCCAGCAGGCUCUCGAGCUGGAGAAAGAAUUCCACUUCAACCGCUACCUGACCCGACGCAGGCGCGUGGAGAUCGCGCACACGAUGUGCCUGACCGAACGUCAGGUGAAGAUCUGGUUCCAGAACAGAAGAAUGAAGUGGAAGAAAGAUCACAAGCUGCCGAACACAAAGAUCCGCUCCGCAAGCUCAGCCUCGUCCUUGGGAGCACAGCAGCAGCAGCAACAACAGAAAAUCAAAACAGCCACGCACCAGCAGCUUGUUCCCACGCCUUGCACCGCGAGCCUAUAGUGAUGGAACCCUCGCGCCAAACCAACAGACUGAGAACAGAACACAGAAACAGAAUUUUGUGGCCCGAUUCUCGAGUAUGGCCCCCAUGGUAUUACCCCAUUCCCUUGGCCUUUGGGCCUGUCGCGUCCUUUCAAAACCAUUUCCCCUCUCAACCUCCUCUUUCUGUUUGUUCACUCUCUGCUCAUUAUUGAGCUCGAAAUGCGCCACGUACUGCCCAAGAUGGCAACUGAAAUGUAUGUACUUGUUUAUUAAGACAGAAGGUUAACGCACAUUCAAAUGCACCACAGGACCUUGGAUUAUUAUGUAUCAUUGCAUAGAAUAAAAAGAAAGAGAAUGAGUCGAGAGAUAUGUGAGGCCGCGUUUUUCUUUUUCUUCUAUGCAAUGUUUUUGUUUAUUCUCGUGGAAAGUUUUAAUAUACUUGAAAGAAUGACGAUGUUUUAGGAAAGCUCGAGUGCCCGGUCUGAGACCUAUCACGAGGUUUAGAACGGGACAGGGUAGUAGUUAGGGUUUAGCUCGUGAUGUGUGAAUGAGUUGGUUUACUGUUGAAUGUGUUAUUAACUCGUGUAAUGUCCAGGUGACUUUCACCCCUAAUGUACAUAGACAAAGCAUAGCGAAGGCACAAUACUGAAUCCAUUUUGUCGGCUAAAAAAAGACAACCUCGUUUGUUUGUUCGUGUAGUAGUGUAGAUUCGUUUAAUCUGUGAUAGUGUGUCCCUAUUUUGUGGUGUGAUCUAAACUGUGAAUAUUUGUAUAUGUUGUUUGAUUAAUGAACGGUGUAAUAAUGUAUUGUAGUUUAGGCACAUGCAAGAAACGUUUCCCGUGAAAUAAAUAUGUACUUCAAUUGUA